AAGCGGGAGAUGGCGGCGUGGCUGCCGUUGGGGUAGGCGGCCGUGGCCCAGCUUCCAGUUCUGCUUGCUCCUUAAGAGAAAGAUGUUCCGGUGGUGUCCAGGCGCCGUGGGCGCGGAGUUGAAUUGGGAGAGGGAGCAUCUCUGGCUCUACCUUUUGGCUCUGGGCUUCGAUCCGAAGGCUGCCGAAGGGGCUUCGGGCACCAACCUGCUGCUGGGACCGUCUGCCUUUGACAUGCCGAGCUACAGCACUUUCCACGUUAUUGCCCUGUUUUUGUUCACUAAGCUGGACAAGCAGCGGGCAGUAAGCACUUUCAGAAACUGUAUGUUUCCAGAUGUAAAACCUUCAGAUCUUGAAUUCACGAAACUGUGCAGCUCAUGGCUGAAAGAAAUUUCAAAUGAAGAGGGAAGUGGUAUUCCUCAAGCUGCAGCUUCUUUUUUUCUUUAUUCUACUGGUCAUAAAUUUAUUCACUUAAUGUACCAGUUUGCAAGAUAUGUAGUAGUUAAAGAUCUGGAAAAGAGCUCUGCAGACAGCAAAAUACCUUUUGUUGAAGCUGCAUGCUUCAGUCCUGAGGAUUUGCAUAAGGCAGAUGAAAGAUGCAGAGUGGCACGUAACAAACUUCUGCAGAUUUUACUGAGGAAGGAUUAUAUCAUCCGAAAAUAUAAGAAAACAUCCCAGUGUUUAAUUAAAGAAAUAAAACAGAUGAAAUGUGAAUAUGCACACCUCCAGCAACAGUUGCAGAAGAUGGAAUCAAAGGAACAAAACAAAAAAGACAGAGCUGAGAGAAUUCAAAAGGUUCGUAGUAUGUGGACAUUGAUAACGGAAACCUUUUCAUCUCUGAAAAAGGAAAUGGAAAUUGUAGAGUCUGUAUGUGGAGGUCAUGUUGAUCAGAUCGUUUUCGAUGGAAGUAAUGUUGUUGUCAGUAUCCCACGUCUGUUGGUUGACAAAGUUGAAAACGGAACACAAGAAGUGUGUACGGGAAAUUUAUAUGAAGGUGAAAAGCUGAACUUUUUAACAGUCAUUCAACUAUUAAAUGAAGCCCUAAGAAUUUUAAGAGAUGAAUCAUAUCGGUAUGACUCAAAAAACCACUUACAGCCCAUUGUGAAUAUGGCUACGUUACAAAGUAAAAUGCUAUUGCGUCUGGAAGCAGUGAGACAAAGCAUAGAAAAUAAGUGCUUUAUUUUGGAUAAAUCAAAUUCUAGAAGACAGAAAGAGUGGAUAAUGAAGUGGGAAAGCUCUCCUGGCUGGUCUUCACUCUGCAAUCAGGAUUUAGAUCUGGGUGUGGUACAGGCUGUAUCAGAAGCAGAAAAAGAUUGUGAAGAUUAUAUCUUUUCUCAAAAUCCAGGAUCAGAUUCAGAUAUUCUAGACCUUUGGGAGAUAAGUUAUGAGAACAGUGAAUCAACCACCAGUGUCUCAUCAUCGUUAACACCAACUAGAUGGAUCUCUUCAAAAUCUUCAGAGUUGUCAGAAACAUCUGAAAACAAAGACCUCUUAACUGAAAAGGACUUGCAUAUUGAACCAGACAGUGGGAAAGAAAAGCCCAUGCCUCCAAGGAUCUCGGAGGAUGGAAAAGAUGAGCUCACCUUAUCAGAAUCACGGGAAAACUCAGAAGGUCAUGUUACUCAGGGAGAUGCUCCUCUUGAAAGGAAGGAUGUUCUUGAGAAAGCUAGAGAAGAAUUGGCAGAAGAGAAUUUGCUCUUCUGUAAUAUUCUACAGAUUGCAAAAAUAAUAACAUCAGAGUCACCUCAGAGUGAUGCAGGAAGAGGAACAGCAUCAGAUGAUCUCAUUGACUUUCUGGAUUUUAACCCGUUUUUGACAAGGAAACAAAUUCACCGAACUCCAGAAAAUCUGCUUUCUGAAAUUAGAAACUCAUGGAGAAAAGCUAUUCAGUCUGAAGACUUGUCAGAUGCAGAGCUGGUUUCAACCGAAGAAAUAAUAGAUGCUCCAGUGGAUGCUAGUCCUGCAAUCCAGGAUAAGGCAGCCGUUAGUUUAGAUGGGGGUUCCUCUUCAUCUGCUCUACCUAACGUUGAUUAUCCAUUGUCAGAACAAAAGUCCAAAAGUAGUUCUGCACAAUUUGCAGUUCUAAAGCAAAUGAUAAGUCAAAUCAAUGUACCUAUGAUUUGGGAAGAAACAUCUGAGAUACUAGAGGAUUUGGACAGUGAAGAAGAAUUAGAGGACGCUGUUUCUGGAGAAAGUUUUAUAGGAAAAACAAAACAAUCACCGUGCAUGUACGUAGAGAAGAGCUUGAAUACUCCAUGUAUUUCUUCAGAAGACAGUAGUAAAGUGAAUACUCUACCCUCAGAUCACCUUUUGGGUUUAAUGGAUAAAGAUCUGCUGUGGAAUGCGUCUCCAGUGUUAAGUUCUAAGAGCUGUGAAGUUGAUGAUUUUGGGAUGCUGCAUGAGACUACUCCAGAAGAGCUUAGUAGCAGAAGUUCUAAGAAAUUUGUGAUGUCUGAAUCUGGAUUAGGUUUUUUAGGCAGUGUAUUUAUACCACAUAGUAGAGUAGAUCAAGGGAAUAGUCUUAAUUUAAAGCCAAAUCUAGAUUCCCUGCUCAGCAGAUACAAAAUGCUGAAAAAAAGUGUAUCUGGAGAAGAACAGGAACUGCAUGAGGUGUUUAUUGGAGAUGAAUCUUUAAGUAAUUUCUCAGACAAAAGUCUUUCUCCAGAUGAAGGAGAAAGAGGUGAUUUGCAAAUGUCUGUAGAACGCUUCAGCUUGGAUGAAGAAUUUGCCAAGAUAAAAUCACCAGUUCCUGACAACAAUCCUUCCCUGCCAUCUUUGCUGGUCUUCUCUAAACACCUAGAAGAAAUGGCAUCAAAUAUUAAUUAAAUCCCAUUAGAGCUGAUAAAUAAAUUGAAGGAUAAAGAAAAGCUGAAUGAGAAGCUGAGCACAAAGGAACCACCAUCAUUAUUGAAAAACUUGUAAAACAUACGAACAAUGGUAGUAUUAAAAUUAUGGUGUACUUGAGUACUUCGUAAUUUCUCCAAGCACUGUCUAGAUGAUAAGUUGCACUCCUAUUUCUUGCCAGGCCUGUGUGCCAGACUUCUUGUCAGUGUCAGUUGCUUGCUUUGAUCCCUUGUGUCUCAAGUCAUCCAUACUAAUUUUCUGUGAACAACUCAAAACUUAUGUACAAAAUUAUAUAUUCCUUUGUAAACACAGCUUUGAAAAUAGAUGUUGAGCAUGUUGUUUUUCCAUUCUAAAAUUACGUAACGUCUCAAAGGAGAAAUCACAAAAUAUUUGGUGUCUCUAUCCUGCCCCUUUAAAAUGGAAAAUGUUUUGGUGCACUGCCUAUGCUGGAUUCUCUCCUCUUGAAACGUAUGGUCAAGCAUUACCAUCAGUUUUCAGUGUUGAUAAAGACCUUUUUCUUUAAUAAAUUUCUCCCAUUGAAGUGGAAUUUUUGGUACAAUUCCUUCAGGCUUUGUACUAAAAUUUCAAAUUGAAGUUUCAAACUAUGAUUUCUGGUAGAGUUAAUGCUAUUUUAUUUUCAGAUUGUAGAUAUUCCGUAGUAGACUUAUAUAAAUCUGUACACUGUGUGUAAUGUAUACAUUUAUGUUUAUGACACUGCAAUGUAAUUGACAAUAACAUUAUGACAGUGCAUUUCCAUGUUGAUCUAGUUGUUGAACAGCCCGAGACUACAGCUAUCAGCUGUCUGAAAUAGGCGCAGCUGUGUUGCUUGCAGACCUGAGUUCUAGAGCUUGGUGGUGGUGACUUUACAAAGGCUUCCUAGGAAACUGACUGAGUACUUGUGCCCUGGUCAGAAAAUGCUUGAAAGCAGGAACCACAGUGCACUGGUCAGGAUGCUAGCAAAGGAGCUUGGUCACGCAAGCCAGGGAAGGAGCUGAUCAGUUCAGAUGUGCUCUGACAGUAUGAUCUGCUUCUCGAAGUUCCCAGAUUUUUUUUGACAUAAUUGUUUCAAGAGAUUGCUGCUGAAGAGGUUUUCUGCUGUAGAGCAUCUGCUGGGAAAGACCUGAUCUGUAACUUUUUCUUACCAAACAUGCAUCCAGUGUCGCCUGUGCCUUUGCACUCGGUGCCAUCCUUGAAGACGUGCGUUUGUCAGCUGUGCUCCUGUGGGUAUGUAAGAAUAUGGGGAAAGGAACUUGGAACGGGAGUUCCCUGCUAGCAAGAUGCACUACUCAUCAGUGCUACAGAUGUUACUCGCUGCUCUUAAGUUACAAGUGGAAAAUUAUAAAUACUUUUUUCCAUAUGGGAUGUACUGAAUGAUGUAAUUCUUGGUUUUCUUUUUUGUUUUUCAUAGCAUAGAGGUAUACAAAUGGCAAGGAGACUUCCCAUUUUUCUUUUUACAUGGAUUGCCUCUCUAAGAGGAGAGCAUUUAACUUUUUGGCCACAAGUGUGGUUUCAAAUACAUACUACUAACUUUGAGUGCUUUAAAUUAGUGAAAGUUAUCCUUCCUCUGUAAAUGCGCAAAUUAUGAAAAAGAUGAGAACUCUGCAAAUAGAUGAGACUACUGAAAGCAGCAAGAUUUGUUAGUACUUGUGUCUUUUGAAUGCCUGCAAAUGCAGACAUUCAAUGCAAUAAUUAGUUUUAUGCCCUCUAACAUAAGACCCAUUUUCUCAUGUUUGCAAGUUAAAAAAAAAAAAAAAAAGAUGAAGUGGGGAAAAAUAUUGACUCAAAACUUGUUUUAAAGCUGUAAAAUUAUAAAGAGGGAAUGUAUAAGAUGCUGAUACAGAGUUCAUGUCAGAUUGGAAUGUAUUACACAUGAUG
Lagopus leucura (white-tailed ptarmigan) is the source of this 4717-nucleotide messenger RNA. It is a transcript of the gene HAUS6, whose product is annotated as HAUS augmin like complex subunit 6. Bases 83 to 2824 code for a protein of 913 amino acids. Gene Ontology annotation, molecular function: microtubule binding. The transcript has 17 exons. The record is from RefSeq and is a predicted model, not a curated record. Gene Ontology annotation, biological process: spindle assembly. Lineage: Eukaryota; Metazoa; Chordata; Aves; Galliformes; Phasianidae. Gene Ontology annotation, cellular component: mitotic spindle microtubule; HAUS complex.